Ruditapes philippinarum (Manila clam) is the source of this 1204-nucleotide messenger RNA. RefSeq names its product NFU1 iron-sulfur cluster scaffold homolog, mitochondrial-like. The transcript is spliced from 9 exons. Gene Ontology annotation, cellular component: mitochondrion. The record is from RefSeq and is a predicted model, not a curated record. Gene Ontology annotation, molecular function: iron ion binding; iron-sulfur cluster binding. Gene Ontology annotation, biological process: iron-sulfur cluster assembly. Lineage: Eukaryota; Metazoa; Mollusca; Bivalvia; Venerida; Veneridae. Bases 73 to 915 code for a protein of 280 amino acids.
GUUUAGGCUGAAACUCGUCUGUCCCGGGAUUUAUUGAGUACGAAAUAAAGGAACACAACAACAACAACAAGUAUGGCUGCAAAUGGAAUUUUGAGAAAUUUAUCAAAAUUUAAUACGCAUUUUCGGUUAUGUGAAAGGUCAACAGUUUCAAGACUAUCAGACAUAUGUAAAUCAUGCAGACAGCAUUCUACAAGUAUUACUGAAAAUCAGUCCAGGGACAAACACAGAAAGUUGCUUUCAACAGUCAAGUCACCUCUGAUACAACAUGCAAGGAGCAUGUUUAUACAAACACAAGACACACCAAAUCCAAACUGCUUGAAGUUUAUUCCUGGAGUAACGGUUUUAGAGUCUGGUACUAAAGAUUUCCCAAAUGGUCAGGCAGCAUUUUGUUCUCCACUAGCAAAGCAGUUGUUUCGUAUUCAAGGUGUAAAGGCUGUUUUCUUUGGACUUGACUUUAUAACUAUUACCAAGGUAGAUGAUGAUAUGGAUUGGUCUGUGAUAAAGCCGGAUGUUUUUGGAACAGUGAUGGAUUUCUUCGCCUCAGGACUUCCUGUACUAGAUGAGAAUGCAGCACCAUCACCAGAUACAUUGGCAUGUGAUGAAGAUGAUGAGACGGUGUCAAUGAUAAAAGAACUGUUAGAUACAAGGAUAAGACCUACAGUACAAGAAGAUGGCGGCGAUAUUAUAUUCAUGGGGUAUGAAGAUGGAGUGGUGAAAUUAAAAAUGCAGGGUUCAUGUACAGGUUGUCCUAGUUCAACAGUUACCCUGAAAAAUGGUGUACAGAAUAUGCUUCAGUUUUAUAUACCUGAUGUAACAGAGGUUAUACAGGUGGAAGAUGAAUCUGAUGAAGUUAUCAACAGUGAAUUUGAAAAGCUUGAAAAAAAGUUGGGAGAAAAAUCAACUGACGAUACUUGAGGAAUGGUACUAACAGUUUCUAUUUAUUCCAGAUUAUGGUUGAUGAUGAAGAAGUGUCUGAUGAAGAACAGGCUGCUUAGUUGGACUUUGAUAUUAUCAAUGAACUAUUUAUUCAUAACCAAACUCUGUGCAUUAUAAGUGCUGCAUUAUAAAGGGCGUUGUUGUGAAUUAUUUCUCUUUGUGAAUAAUUAAUUGAUGUAUGUCUUAUUUUAAAAUAUAAGAUGUUUUUUAUUAUUAAUCAAAAUGUUUUCUUUUGUUUGUUUAUAAAUCAAUAAAUUGUUUUUUAUGA